Molecule: messenger RNA, 393 nt
Organism: Microthlaspi erraticum
Lineage: Eukaryota; Viridiplantae; Streptophyta; Magnoliopsida; Brassicales; Brassicaceae
Source: the annotation of a GenBank genome assembly
AUGGAGCAAAGGAAGCUGGAGUUACGUGGUAGACCAGCAUUGAACAUGACAAUUCCGAUGAGUGUUUUUGAAGUGAAGGUUCAAGUGAAGGUCCUAGUGAAGAGAGGAAACAAGCAACAAACAAGGCAAAUGCUAAUCCCGAGUGAUUGUUUGCUAGUGCAGAGCACAAAACAGAAAGAGGCUGCUGAUUUGGAAGAGAAGCAAGAUAUCAAAAGGUUAGUACUCGAGUACAAUGAGAGAGACGAAGAGGAAGCUAACGGGUUAGGGUCACAGAUGUUGAACUGGACACCUGGAGGAGGCAGAGGUGAAGGGAGUGGCAAGGGUGGUGGAUCCCGUCACCGGUUUUUCUAUCAUCAAGGUGGUGGUGGUUCUUAUCAUGCCCGGAGAAAGUAA